This is a messenger RNA of Amorphotheca resinae ATCC 22711, 711 nucleotides long. RefSeq lists its product as hypothetical. Lineage: Eukaryota; Fungi; Ascomycota; Leotiomycetes; Helotiales; Amorphothecaceae. The transcript has 3 exons. The coding region runs from base 1 to 711 and encodes 236 amino acids. Gene Ontology annotation, cellular component: nucleus. Gene Ontology annotation, biological process: 7-methylguanosine RNA capping; 7-methylguanosine cap hypermethylation. The record is from RefSeq and is a predicted model, not a curated record. Gene Ontology annotation, molecular function: RNA cap trimethylguanosine synthase activity.
AUGAACUUAUUUCCGCUCACAGACGAGUGCCACCAUUACUCUCACGUGUCAGAAGUACCGUGGGACAUCCAGAAAUACUGGCAUCAACGCAACAGUAUCUUUUCAUGCUACAACAAAGGAAUCCGUAUGACAGAUGACGCCUGGUUUGGCGUCACUCCUGAGCCUGUCGCGAAAAAAGUAGCCGAGGACUUGGCCGCAUUUGCAGACCCUUCCAAAACAAUAGUGAUUGACAUAUUUGGGGGUGUCGGCGGAAAUUCCAUCGCCUUCGCGCUCUCCGGACGGUGGGCACAGGUCAUCACCAUCGAGAAAGAUCCCUCAGUAAUCGCCUGCGCACAACACAACGCGGCACUCUAUGGUGUCCGUGAUCAAAUAACUUGGGUCAAUGACGACUGCUUUUCGUAUCUCUCAUCGAAUACAUGGAUCGAUCCCUCGAAAACUGUCAUCUUUGGCUCGCCUCCAUGGGGAGGGCCGGGUUAUACAUCAGACAAAAUCUUCAGUCUGAAUACUAUGCAGCCUUAUUCUGCAAAGCAGAUCCAUGAUGCCUGCAGAGGAAUGGAUUCGGCGCUGUACUUGCCGAGAACCAGUGAUCUGAGACAGAUCGCACGGUUGGCACCAAAGGGAAAGAAGGUGGAGGUUGUCCAGUAUUGUAUGGAGGGAGCGAGCAAAGCUAUGGUUGCUUAUAUCCCUGCUUCUCCUGUUGCUACAUCAUGA